UACUUUCUCUUUCACUUUUCAACAACGCUGGGUCCUGCUACACAGAGAGGCCUGUCUCCAUCAGAGGGCGAGCUCUGCUGAGAGGGGAGGCCCGAGAGAAGAAACCCCAUGGAUCGGUUGGAUCCCCGAACCUUCUACUUCCACUUCUGCAACCUGGAAUUCGCCAAUGGACGGAACCGCUCCUACCUCUGCUUCCAAGUGGAAAGAGAGGAGAAUGGCUCACUUGUCCUCAUUGACACGGGCGUCUUUGUAAACCAGGUCUACCCCGAGACUCGCCGCCAUGCAGAACUCUGCUUCCUCUCUUGGUUCCACGCCAGGCUGUCUCGUUACAAGCAUUACCAUGUCACCUGGUUCAUAUCCUGGAGCCCCUGCUCUGACUGUGCACAGGAGGUGGCUGAGUUCCUGAAGAGGCACAGGAACGUGAACCUGAGCAUCUUCGCUGCCCGCCUCUACUACUUCUGGCGCCCAGAAUUCAAGCAGGGCCUUCGCAGCCUGGAUAGCGCAGGGGCACGGGUGGCCAUCAUGUCCUUCAGGAAUUUUAUACACUGUUGGAGAAACUUUGUGCACCACGGUGAAACGUGCUUCAAUCCUUGGAGAAACAUUCAUAAAAAUUACAUGGUCCUGGUGGCAACGCUUGAGGACAUUCUCUGGUGAGAGCCUCCUCAGCCGCCUCCCUCUGUCCUGUCAUGCGUUGAGAAGCUGGAGCUGACGUACUGAAUUAAGGACACAGGCACAACUCGGAGAUACUGCGGGUUCUGUUCCAGACCACCACAAUAAAGCCAAUGUCACAAUAAA
Diceros bicornis minor is the source of this 795-nucleotide messenger RNA. RefSeq names its product DNA dC->dU-editing enzyme APOBEC-3Ca-like. Gene Ontology annotation, molecular function: zinc ion binding; cytidine deaminase activity; RNA binding. Bases 109 to 654 code for a protein of 181 amino acids. Gene Ontology annotation, biological process: cytidine to uridine editing; DNA cytosine deamination; defense response to virus. The record is from RefSeq and is a predicted model, not a curated record. Lineage: Eukaryota; Metazoa; Chordata; Mammalia; Perissodactyla; Rhinocerotidae. The transcript has 4 exons. Gene Ontology annotation, cellular component: nucleus; cytoplasm; P-body.